Molecule: messenger RNA, 345 nt
Organism: Phanerochaete carnosa HHB-10118-sp
Lineage: Eukaryota; Fungi; Basidiomycota; Agaricomycetes; Polyporales; Phanerochaetaceae
Exons: 1
Coding region: 35-274 (79 amino acids)
Source: RefSeq, a predicted model, not a curated record
UUUGUUCCUCACGCAGCUCACGCAGCUCUGCUCCAUGCAACGCUUCAACCUGAUGGUGGCCCACCUGUCGUACGACCCGCGCCCGGAACAGAUGCUGACGAUCGAGCCGCACAACUUGUCCGUCCAUUCCAUUACUCGCACUAACAAGAAGGGCAUCAUCCCGAUGUUUAAUACGUCAUCUAACCUGCGGCGGCGGGACGAUGGAUCAAACGAGGCGGACAGGUGGCCGAUAACGAUGAAUGCCGCCGAUUUGAACCCGCUGUAUAUACUCUAAGGCUUGAGCACUGGCAUAUUGGAAGGAUUCGCACAGAAGAUCGCUUCUGCCGCCGCCGACCAAGGUGCGUC